Messenger RNA from Gamsiella multidivaricata, 2518 nucleotides. Its product is annotated as Fungalysin metallopeptidase-domain-containing protein. Lineage: Eukaryota; Fungi; Mortierellomycota; Mortierellomycetes; Mortierellales; Mortierellaceae. Gene Ontology annotation, molecular function: metalloendopeptidase activity; zinc ion binding. The transcript has 2 exons. The coding region runs from base 244 to 2304 and encodes 686 amino acids. The record is from RefSeq and is a predicted model, not a curated record.
CCCGCCUUUGUACCUUACUUUCUCACACCUUGCUUUCUUCACACAUCUCUUCGCCUUUCUUUAACCUUUCUUCACUCUCCUUAUUCUCUUCGUCAAUUGCUUUGUAUAUAUCUUCACCAUCUCUAAAUACCUACUUCCAAGCGCCUUCGCUUCACCACCACCACCGCCACCACUACCGCCACUACCCUCAGUCAGUGUCGCUUCAACAGUCUUCACUACUACUCAACUCUACACCGUACCAACAUGAAGUUCUCCAAGACCCAGUCCUACUCCCUCUUCGCUGCCAUGCUCGCUGUGGCCAGUGCCCACCGUGCUCGUGUUCUGCCCUUUGGCCCUGAACUGGCCCACCAAGAGUACCGCGCCCCCUCGACCGCCGCUGGAUUCGCCGACAGCCACUCUUUCUUCACCGGUUCAAAUCAGAACCCAAAAAAGGUUGCCACCGACUUUGUGGAGCAGCACUUGACCUCAUCUGACUACAUCGUCAAGAACGCAUACACCUCCAAGCACAAUGGCGUGACGCACGUCUACCUUCGCCAGGUCGUCAAUGGUCUCGAGGUCGUUAAUGGCGACAUCAACAUCAACGUCGACAAGCACGGCAACGUUAUCUCUUAUGGUGACUCGUUCUACAAGGCUCGCCAGGAUACCGACUCGUUGUCGGUUCAGGACUGGAUCAAGCAGGAGGCUGAGAACCUUGCAGAGCAGGGUCGCCAGCUGGCCUUUGGAGGCAGAAGACGCCGCGGUAGUCUUCAUCUGAAGCACAUGUCGACCAUCAAAGGCCCCGAUGUUAAGGCCACUCUCUCGCCCCAAGAUGCUCUCUUGUCGUUCGCAAAGUACCUCAAUGUAAAGAUCCCUCGCCCAGAGGACAUGGAUAUCAUUACGACCUACAAUUUCAAUUCAAACAAGGCAGAGGUUAUCAUGACCAACUGCCCACUUACUGCCAACGGCAAGGUCCCCGUCAAUCAGGCCUACAUUCAAACAGAGCAAGGCACCCUCGAGCUCGUUUAUGGCUUCCAGGUCGAGAUGAAGGAUACUGACAACUGGUUCCAUGUCCAGGUCAAUGCUGAGACUGGAAACGUCAUGCAAGUCGUCGACUGGGUUUCAGAUGCCACCUACAACGUCUUCCCCAUGGGCGUGAACGAUCCCCUUGAUGGCGAGCGCAAGUUGGUUGUCGAUCCUGAACAUUUGCCCGCCUCUCCUUUGGGAUGGAACCGUCAGGGGCAGAACAAGAACUUUACGACCACGAUCGGCAACAAUGUCUACGCUGGCGAGAACCGCAGGAAUGGAAACGACUGGCAGAACAACCCCAAGCCUGAAGGCAAGCUGAGCAAGGACGAUCAACUCACGUUUGAUUUCAAGAUUGACUUUGAGAAAGAUCCAGUGACCUAUGUCGAUGCAGCCAUUACCAACUUGUUCUACUGGAAUAACCAGGUCCAUGAUAUCUUCUACCAUUACGGAUUCGACGAAGAGGCUGGCAACUUCCAGGAGAACAACUUUGGGCGCGGAGGAUUGGGUAAUGACGCUGUGAUUGCCAAUGCGCAGGAUGGGUCGGGGUACAACAACGCCAACUUUGCUACACCUCCCGAUGGUCAGCACGGUCAGAUGCGUAUGUAUGUCUGGGAUAUCACUGAAGUAGCCCGCGAUGGAGACCUCGAGAGUGGUAUCAUCAUUCACGAAUACGCCCACGGUAUCUCGACCCGCUUAACCGGAGGCCCCGCCAACUCUGGAUGUUUGGGAUGGGGUGAGGCCGGUGGAAUGGGUGAGGGAUGGGGCGACUUUUUUGCGACGAUGUUCCGCCAGAACGCUACCCACAAUUAUGAAUCUGAGUUCGAAAUGGGUUCCUAUGCCAGCGGUGGUCGCGGUAUCCGUCGCUUCCCAUACUCGACCUCAAUGAAGACCAACCCCGAAACGUUCAAAACCAUGGACGGUCGUGCUUAUUGGGGAGUCCAUGCCAAGGGUGAAGUCUGGGCACAGAUGCUGUUUGAGGUCUACCAAAACCUGCAUCUCCGCCUUCCUUUCACUGACAUCUGGUACACAAACGACAAGACCAGCUAUGCCAAUACGCUCGUCUUGCAGCUGGUUGUCGAUGGCAUGAAGUUGCAACCAUGCAUGCCUUCAUUCAUCCAGGCCCGCGAUGCUAUUUUGCAGGCCGAGAAGUUGUUGACAGAGGGCAAGUACCAGUGCGACAUCUGGAAGGCAUUCGCCAAGCGUGGUUUGGGCCCUAAGGCCAGGGUCAUUGGUGCCAAUUCUCCAUUCGGAAGCAUCCGCUCUGAGAGCUUUAUCCUUCCUAACGGCUGCGAUGCGUAAAAGACGACACCGCGUCUUUUGAGAUACCACGUCUAACAAUGAUAAUGACGAGUGCCGCUUCAUUAUUUAUGUCCUUUUAUCCAAGUGCGGGUCGCCCGGCACUCGCGGUAUUGGCUCUGGUGCUGUUGUUUUCUGUGGGGUCUCUAGUCUAUCUGUAACGUUAUUAUGAACUUAUCGAAUCGCCAUUAUUAAAGUUAUGCUAUUUCGAUUCAAA